Rotaria socialis is the source of this 714-nucleotide messenger RNA. The record is from the annotation of a GenBank genome assembly. Lineage: Eukaryota; Metazoa; Rotifera; Eurotatoria; Philodinida; Philodinidae.
AUGGUCGAACAUCUUAUUGCUCUCCUUGAUCACUUAGGUUUAGACAAAGUCGUUGUCGUUGGGCAUGAUUGGGGUGUUCGACCAGCGAGCCGUUUUGUUUUAUAUUAUCCCGAGCGUACAUUAGGUCUUGUUCUUAUUAGUGUCGGCUAUCGACCACCGGCGAAACUUGAUCUUGACCAAGCAUUGGUGAUAUCAAAGAAAGCUAUUGGGUACGAAAUGCUUGGCUAUUGGAAAUUCUUUGAUUCUGACGAUGCUGCAACGAUUAUGGAAAACAAUGCAGACAGCUUCAUUGAUCUUGCCUUUACGAGUGAACCGAUACAAUGGAAAACAGAUUUGGCUCCGCUCGGAAAGAUACGGGAGUGGAUAGAAAAUGGAAAAAAAGCGAAUCGGGCUUCAUAUAUGGCAGAAGACGAUUACAAAACAUUCCGUCAAUAUAUCGUUGUGGGAAUGCAGCCGAAAUUGAAUUGGUACAAAUCAGCGAUUACAAAUGUCGACUGGAAUGAUGAAAUGAGCCUUGAUCCAACAAUUAAACGACCAACUCUUUAUAUUGGAGGAACAAAAGAUUAUAUAUGUCUUAUUCAAGCUUUUGCAACACAAAAGCAAUACAUAACUGACUUGAAAGUAAUCGAAUUAGAAGCAUGUCACUGGAUCAUGGAAGAGAAGCCAGACGAUGUCAAUCAAGUGAUUAACGAAUGGAUCAAAGGAAUCUUGUGA